Phaeoacremonium minimum UCRPA7 is the source of this 1182-nucleotide messenger RNA. Its product is annotated as putative exoglucanase 3 precursor protein. NCBI's taxonomy places the organism in Eukaryota, Fungi, Ascomycota, Sordariomycetes, Togniniales, Togniniaceae. The transcript has 4 exons. Bases 1 to 1182 code for a protein of 393 amino acids. The record is from RefSeq and is a predicted model, not a curated record. Gene Ontology annotation, biological process: cellulose catabolic process. Gene Ontology annotation, molecular function: hydrolase activity, hydrolyzing O-glycosyl compounds.
AUGAAGCUCACUGCAACUAUCGCAGCCCUUGCGGCUACGGCAAGCGCGUUGCCCUCCAAGACCUCCAAGGAGGCGCCUCGUCAAGCUGGUAGUGCCUGCUCUUCUGCGGUGUCCCUGGACGCUAAGACCAAUGUCUGGCAGAAGUAUACUCUCCAUGCAAACAGCUUUUAUAGAAAGGAGGUAGAGGAUGCAGCGGCUACCAUGAGUGGGACCUUGAAGGAGAAGGCACUUAAGGUUGCAGAUGUUGGCUCCUUUGUUUGGCUUGACACCAUCGCCAAUAUUGCCAAGCUUGAGCCGGCUAUUGCUGAUGUUCCCUGUGAUCACAUUCUGGGUGCUGUUAUCUACGAUCUUCCGGGUCGUGACUGUGCGGCCAAGGCGUCGAAUGGCGAGCUCAAGGUUGGAGAAAUCGAUAAAUACAAGACACAGUAUAUCGACCCAAUUGUCACAAUUAUCAAGGCAAACCCUAAUACGGCAUUCGCACUCGUUAUCGAGCCGGAUUCGCUUCCUAAUCUGGUCACCAACUCUGAUCUUACUACAUGCCAGCAGAGUGCCGCUGGAUACCGCGACGGCGUGGCUUACGCACUUAAGCAGCUCAAUCUGCCCAAUGUCAUUAUGUAUAUUGAUGCAGGCCAUGGUGGUUGGCUUGGCUGGAACGACAAUUUGAAGCCAGGCGCUCAGGAGCUUGCCAAGGCAUACAAGGCUGCUGGCAACCCCUCUCAGGUUCGCGGCAUUGCAACCAACGUGGCAGGCUGGAACUCCUGGGAUGCAGAGCCUGGUGAGUUUGCCAGCGCCUCUGAUGCUCAGUGGAACAAGGCCCAGAACGAGAAGAAAUACGUCACCCUCUUCGGCGCCGAGCUUCAGAGCGCAGGCAUGCCAAACCAUGCUAUCGUCGACACGGGACGCAACGGUGUCCAGGGACUCCGCGAGGAAUGGGGUAACUGGUGCAACGUCAACGGCGCCGGGUUCGGCAUCCGACCAUCUGCUGAGACUGGUACUGAGUUGGCCGAUGCCUUCGUCUGGGUCAAGCCUGGUGGCGAGUCCGACGGUACGAGCGAUUCCAGUGCCACCCGCUACGACUCCUUCUGUGGAAAGUCAGACGCCUACAAGCCUUCUCCUGAAGCUGGCAGUUGGAACCAAGCUUACUUCGAGAUGCUACUCAACAACGCGAAGCCAUCAUUCUAA